AUGUCCAAGCAAGAUCCUCUUCCCGAGACACCCAUCGCCGAGCACGACUAUGCCCUCACCUCGUUGUCCACGAUGAAACAAGUACCCCAGUCUCCAGCUCGACCAGCGACGCCCCAUUGUCCGCCAUCAAUCCAUGAGCCGCAUGCACCCCCGCCCAUCCCGCCGCGGUCGCUGCAGAGACCAGUCUCGGUGCUUACUGCGCCAGCGGAAAGACACCUCAUCGCCCUCGAGCACUGGCGAUGCAACCUGCCGACGUCGUUCUACGAGCCGCAGGAACACGCGUGGGGGAUCGCAAAAGCCCCCGCUGAAGAACGGGUGGAAGUGGUGGAGAAGAAGAAGAAUAAGAAGGGAAGAUACCCAUGGCACAAAACUAGGCUUUUGUUGCGGUUCAUGGGUUCGUGCUUCAUCUUGACAGCCAUAGCACUAGUCUACCUCCGCUUCAACGGUUCAUAUCGCUUCAGCGAUCCAUACCGCUUCAGCGAUCCAUACCGCUUCAACGAUUCAUACCGCUUCAACGAUUCGUACCGCUUCAACGAUUCAUAUGAUUUCUUCACGCUGUGGGUUUACAUGGUAUGCCCUGCCGCGCUCACAUACAACAUCGCGGAGAUGCUUUGUGGCUUCAUUGUGGGUAGGGGCAUCAAUCGGUGUGUGAACACGGGCAUGGAUGGCCUGUUCACGAUUGGGCUGGUGGGUAUAGGGUUCAGGUUCGUCGCGGAAGCGCAUGGAGUCAAGGGCGAUGAUGUGAUUGGGGCUAUUUGUAUACUUGGUGGCGUGUUGCAGGCGGGUGUUUGGGCAUAUGGCAUUUGCUCGUUCUGCAAGUGA
Parastagonospora nodorum SN15 is the source of this 822-nucleotide messenger RNA. RefSeq lists its product as hypothetical. The transcript has 2 exons. Bases 1 to 822 code for a protein of 273 amino acids. NCBI's taxonomy places the organism in Eukaryota, Fungi, Ascomycota, Dothideomycetes, Pleosporales, Phaeosphaeriaceae. The record is from RefSeq and is a predicted model, not a curated record.